Orussus abietinus is the source of this 1288-nucleotide messenger RNA. Its product is annotated as phospholipase A1. Gene Ontology annotation, molecular function: lipase activity. Gene Ontology annotation, biological process: lipid metabolic process. Bases 4 to 1107 code for a protein of 367 amino acids. The transcript is spliced from 8 exons. Lineage: Eukaryota; Metazoa; Arthropoda; Insecta; Hymenoptera; Orussidae. The record is from RefSeq and is a predicted model, not a curated record.
AACAUGAGACUACUCUUGACAGCGUCUUUUCUCGUUCUCACAUCAGCUUUCAGGCAAGACCUUUCCCAGAGGGAAUUAAAUUAUAUGUAUUAUCCCGACGAAAGAGGGAUUCCUCAUAUAAUAGAUCUGAAGCAGACAGUUCCUAAUGAAGCUCUCAGAACGAUCAGAAAUAGUGCCGAGAGUGUCGUCUUCAAGCUCUAUACACCAACAAGCCCAAACGACGGCCAAAUAUUAACGAAAGAAAAUGUCCACAAUUCCAUGUUUGAACACACGUACCCUACAAGUUUUAUUAUCCACGGCUGGAAAUCCAAUGCAAAUGAGAAAGUUGGUACAUUGAUUCGCGAGGCUUAUUUGGACGUCGGUAAUUACAACGUAAUUACAGUAGACUGGAGUUAUAUCGCCAGCAUGUAUUACAUUUAUGCAGUCAAAGGAAUGACAAUUGUAGCAGAACAGGUAGCUUUGAUCAUUGAAGAUUUGGAAUAUUAUGCCGGUCUAGACAAAUCUACGGUUAAGAUAAUUGGCCAUUCUUUGGGAGCACACAUCGCCGGUCUCGCAGCUAGAUCGUUGACGGGAAAUUUAAAAGAAAUUGUUGGGUUGGAUCCUGCCUUACCGCUUAUUACAGCGGAUAUAAUGAUUAACGCAAAAGACGGGGAGCAUGUACAAAUCAUUCACACCGCUGGUGCACCUUUGGCGAUAUUUCAACCACUGGGUACUUCUGACUUUUAUCCCAAUGGUGGAAAAUCCCAACCAGGAUGUGGUAUUGACUUUUUCAGUACCUGCGCUCAUUCCCGUGCGUACUAUUAUUUCGCUGAAUCCAUAAGAGAUCCUACAGGAUUUCAUUCCAUCGGCCAAAGAUCCAGAACUAAUUGCAAAAAAUGUUCUCCAGAAAAUUUAAACAAAUGUAUGUACACGAACAUUGGAGGAGAAAGUAAAGAAGCGUCAUCAAAGCUUUGUUCCCGAUGUGCAAAGCUAGGCAACAAUUGUAAGAAGAAUAUCUAUGCUACUGCUUACAUGGGUGGGUCUGAACUUGAUCCAAAUGCAAGAGGCAGCUAUGAAUUACGAACAGCAAGUUCACCGCCGUUUGCUUUGAAACAAAACAACGUCUGAAAUAACAAGAACCGAUAUUACGGAAUCGAGAGACAACGUGUCGUAAACUAAUAAGAGAAAUUCAAAGCGGCUGUCACAAUUCGCCGAUGGACAAGUGACCGAAGAAAAGAAAUGCCGACACGGUAACAGAGCAUGCACCUCCAAGUUGAUAGAAAUCAUGAUUUCUAAAUAUUACAGUUAC